This is a messenger RNA of Postia placenta MAD-698-R-SB12, 762 nucleotides long. RefSeq lists its product as hypothetical. The transcript is spliced from 3 exons. The annotation marks the transcript as partial. NCBI's taxonomy places the organism in Eukaryota, Fungi, Basidiomycota, Agaricomycetes, Polyporales, Adustoporiaceae. The record is from RefSeq and is a predicted model, not a curated record.
AUAGCCUACAUUACAUCGCCAACACUCAGGGAACGAACCUUUCAGCACCUGCACUUCAGUGGGCGGUGCUUGUCCUUAACCAGACGCUACGCGCACCUUCCCGUCCUCCCCCCAUCCAUCGUGGCUGCCUGCCAAGGCCAGAUCCACGCAUUCGACUCCCAGGACCUCAUCGACGUCUACAUCCCAGACGGCCCUGAGACUGUCCUCUACUGUUGCGAGCAGCAGCCGUGCCCAAAUCGGACACCCCGAUUGAUUGAGAAAAAUUACCCUCAUUACAAGGCGAUCCGACGAGCACAACACCUGCUCGGACCCCGAAGCACCCUCGCAUCUCAAUCGGCCUCGCGGCACUCUCGCCCUGUCUCCCCUACCUCCCGCCUCCCUCAAACUGUCGCCGAUCAAGCGCGAGGAGAUCUCCCUCCAGACCCUGCGCCAGAGCCUGAGCCUGAGGAGGGUGACAGUGAAGAAGGAGUCUCGGAGUCCGAGUCCGCGGAUCCUGCUCGGCCCGCCUCACCGACAGCGCUCACCUCCGCGUCAGCAAUCCCUGACCGGAGGGCCACCACAGCCGCCUCUGCCCCCGCAACGUCCUCCGUUCCCCCCAACACCGAUAAUGUCGUCCCCUGCAGCCGCCCCCAACAAGGAGACUUUGAAACUUCUCCUCCCACUCCGAUACGAUGGCAAAACAGUCAUCGAAUGCAACCGGUUCCUGUCGCAGCUGCGCAUCUACUGGCUGGUCAACACGUCAUUGACCACCAUCGAGCUUAA